This is a messenger RNA of Plasmodium berghei ANKA, 8994 nucleotides long. RefSeq names its product acetyl-CoA carboxylase. NCBI's taxonomy places the organism in Eukaryota, Apicomplexa, Aconoidasida, Haemosporida, Plasmodiidae. Gene Ontology annotation, molecular function: ATP binding; metal ion binding; acetyl-CoA carboxylase activity. Bases 1 to 8994 code for a protein of 2997 amino acids. The transcript has 3 exons. The record is from RefSeq and is a predicted model, not a curated record.
AUGAUUAGUAUUUUUUUAUUAAUAUUACUAUUUGUUCUCAUAUUUGAAAAUCCAACAAAAUCUAUAAAAAUUAGAAACACUUAUUAUAUGCACAUGUAUAAUAAUGUCAAUAUCAAUAAUUUUGCAGAAAAAGAAACGAGAGGCCAAUAUCCAAAUAGAAAAGGGGCAAAUAAUGUUUUAUUUGAAGAUUAUCGAAAUAAGUUUAUGCCUUUAUUUGUGUCUAAAGGGACAAAUAUAUUAAAUUCCAUUUUAAAAAAUAGAACAUUUAGACAUAUAUAUAAUGAUCCAGAAAGAAAUACGCAAAAAAUUUCAAAAAAUAAUUCUAAGAGUUCUGCAUUUCUUUACACCCUUCAUAAACAUUCGAAUGUAUUAGGUAGAAGUCCAAAAAGUAAGAGUUUCCAGGGAGAUGAUAUUGAUAUAGAAAAAAUGAAAAAUAGUAAUGAUGAAGAUAACGAUAGCACAAACAAUAUAAGUAGUAGAAUUAAUAGCAAUAAUAUUGAUAAAAGGUAUUCAUUUGACUAUAUAGGGAAUAAUUUAAAUGAAUAUCCCGAGAAAAGAUUUUUCAGUUUUACAUCAAAUAUAAACUAUGCUCAAAGUGACUUUAGGGAUGAUUCUAAUUGCAGAUACAUAACUAGAGACAAUUUAAAGAAAAAAAACGAUAAUGUAAAUAAUAGAGAAGAAAAAGUUUUAAAGAAUCUAAUAGACAAUUUUUCAAAUUUAAACUGGUAUAAUGAUAUAAUUGAUGAUGGAAAUUUAAAGCAAUCACAAUAUUCAAAAGAAUUGGGGUCUUAUAUAAAAUCGGAAAACGAUAAAUCAUUACACUACUAUUCAGAUGGCAUAUUAGAGCGUCUUUAUUCGUAUAAAAAAUUUAAUACAAAAAAUAAGAAAAAAAAAAAAAAUUUUAAUAAAUUAUUUUACAGCUUUAAGCCAUUGGAAACUAUUCAUACGCUAAAAAAAAGAACUAUAAUUGCGCAGCCUAUUCAAAAUAAUGUGGAGAUAGGAGCACCUUUAUUGUACAGUGACAAAAAUGGAAUAUCGAUGAGCAAUAUAAACAAAAGACAAAUAAAAUUCGGAGAUAAACGAAUAUACAUGAAAAAGGGGGAUACUUGUGAAAGAAAUGAAAAUGAAAAUAUUGAUGAUACCGAAUUUUUAACAUCCGAAGAAACAAAUAAUAAAAAAAAAAAAGCAUAUAAAGAUUAUAUUAAUUAUAUAAAUGAAAGACGAUAUCCAUAUAUAAAUUAUUUAAAAAUGAAAAAUGAAAAAAUAAUAAAAAAAUUGUUAAUUGCUAAUAAUGGUAUGGCUGCAUUAAAAUGCAUAUUGUCAUUAAAAGAAUGGUUAUUUAAAACAUUUAAUGAUGAGAAUUUGAUACAAAUAAUAGUAUUAGCUACUGAUGAUGAUAUAAAAAGUAAUUCCAAGUACAUAUCUUUAUCAGAUAAAGUUAUUAAAGUUCCCCCUGGAAAAAACUGUUAUAAUUAUGCAAAUGUUUCUUUAAUUGUUGACAUUGCAAAAAAAGAAAAGGUUGAUGCAGUCUGGCCAGGUUGGGGACAUUGCUCGGAAAAUCCAUUAUUGUCAUCCAUGCUAGAAAAGGAAAAUAUAAUUUUUGUUGGGCCGACUGAUACCGUUAUGGAAGCAUUAGGUGAUAAAAUAUCAGCCAACAUUUUAGCUCAAAGUGUUAAUGUACCUGUUGUUAAAUGGAGUGGCGAUAAUUUAAAAAUUAAAGAUUUUGAAAAUAAUUCAAUUAAUCAAGAUAUAUAUAAUAAAUCUACUAUUCAUUCGUUAGAAGAAUGUAUCAGUGAAUGCAAACGGAUUGGCUAUCCCGUUAUGAUAAAAGCGUCGCAAGGUGGUGGUGGGAAAGGUAUUCGAAAGGUAGAAAACGAAAAUGAAAUAAAAAAAUAUUAUGAACAAGUUCAAAAUGAAUUACCAAAUUCACCAAUAUUUUUAAUGAAAUUAUGUAGCAAUGUUAGACAUAUUGAAAUACAAGUUGUUGGUGAUAUGUAUGGAAAUGUUUGCUCAUUAAGUGGUAGAGAUUGUACUACACAAAGACGAUUUCAAAAAAUAUUUGAAGAGGGGCCACCAUCUAUUGUUCCUCCACAUACUUUUAGAGAAAUGGAAAAAGCAUCUAUACGUUUAACAAAAAUGAUCAAAUAUAGAGGUGCGGGAACCAUUGAAUAUUUAUAUGAUCAAGUUAAUAACAAAUAUUAUUUUUUAGAAUUAAAUACUCGUUUACAAGUAGAGCAUCCCGUUUCAGAAGGAAUAACAGAUACCAACAUUGUUGCUAUUCAGCUUCAAGUUGCUAUGGGUAUACCUCUUCAAAAUAUAGAUGAUAUAAAAAAAUUAUAUAAAAUAGAAGAGAAAACAAAAAAAAAUACAUCGUCAAGCAGUGUUAGUAGUGUAAAUGAUAAGUUAAGAUUUCCAAUAAGCGAAAAAGAUAAUAAUAAAAUAGUGAAAACUAAUUUGAGUGAACAACUUGACAUGUUUGAUUUUUACAACAACAUGCCACACACUAAAAAUCAUGUUAUUGCUGCUCGAAUAACAGCCGAAAACAGCAAUGAUAGUUUUAAACCGACGUCAGGCUUAGUAAAAAAUGUUAAUUUUCAAAAUUCGAAAGAUGUAUGGGGUUAUUUUUCUAUCAGCAAUGGGUUUGUUCAUGAAUUUUCAGAUUCACAAAUUGGCCAUAUAUUUGCAAAAGGGGAAACAAGAGAAAUGGCUAGAAAAAACUUAAUUCUAGCACUAAGGAAAUUAAGCAUAGAUGGCGAGAUUAAGACAGUUACAAAAUAUUUAGCAAAAAUAUUAGAAUCUAAAGCAUUUAUAGAUAACAAUAUAACAACAAAUUGGCUAGAUGUUGUAAUAGAACGAAAAAAAAACAUUUAUUACAAUGCUUUUCAUAUAAUUAUUUUGUGUGCUGCCAUAUUUAAACUGUUGAUUUAUUUUAUGAAAGAAAUGGAAAAUAUGGAAGAUAGCUUAAAUAGGGAAGACAUUGCUAUAAAAUCAGAAAAUAGUAUCAAUGAUAUAAGUUUAAAUGGAAAAAUGAAAAGAGCACACAUUUUUGAUAUAAUUUUUCAAAAUGUAAAAUAUAAGUUCAAAGGAUAUAAUACUGGUGAAGAUUUAUACAAAUUGAAUAUAAAUGAUCAAGAAAUAGAAAUGUUAGCAAAAUAUGAUAAAGAAAAUAAUAAAAUAUUUGCAUCAUUCCAUAAUCAAACAUAUAUAUAUACAUGUAUAGAAGAUUCCUUAGGAAUGCAUAUGAAUUUAGGGAAAGAUAAUGUAUUUAUUCCUGUUAUUACUAAUCCAUAUCAUUUAAUAUCAAAUACGAAUGGAAAAAUUGUAAAAUAUUUAAUAAAAGAUGGCGAAAAAAUUAACAAAUUUGAUGAUUACAUAGAAGUAGAAGCGAUGAAAAUGAUUAUGACCUUUAAAUCCACUGAAACUGGUAUAUUAAAGCAUAAAAUGUCAGAGGGUGCUAUGAUAAAAAUUGGUGAUUUAUUAGGAGUUAUAGAAAAGGAAAAGGAUAAUCAGAAUUUCCAAAAUGAUGAUAAUAAUAACAAAAUUAUUGAUUUUAUUGGGCAUCUAAAUUUGUCGAACAAAAAUGCAUAUGAAUUAGAUGGAGCAUUUUUUCCAGAUUUAGCAGAAGAGUCACAUAAUAACGAAGUAUGCUGUAAUAACAUUGAAAAAGAAAAAAUGGAAAACCUCAGAAAAUUUGAUAAUUCGAAAAAUGAUAAAAUUUAUUCCGCAAAAAUCGUCAAUAAUAAUUCACAGGUUAAUACAACAAAUGAAUCAUUGCCUGUUCAAGAUAUAAAAAUGGGAAACAUGAAAAAAGAUGAAAACCAAUUUUGCACAGAAGACGAACAGAUGCAUAAUAACCAAGUAAAUAGACGGAAUAAAUUGUUUUUGAAAAAAAAUAAUGGAAAAAAUAACAAAAAUAAUAUGUUUCGUUUAUUUUCUCAGAAAAACGAUAAUGACAGUAAAAUAAUAGAUUCGAAUAUAGAAAGCGACCCCACAGAUGAUACUUUAAAUUAUGAUAAGAUAAAUAAAAAAAAUACUAGCAAUGAUUCAUUAAAAGCCACCAAAAAAGAACCAGAAGAUGCUACAAAUAUGCCCAAAACAACUAAAGAAAUGUCUAUAGGAUCAAAAAAUUAUUUAAAUGAAAAAUUUAAUUCGGUUAAAAAAUAUUUAACGAAUUUAAAUUUAUCGAUAACAAAAACCAUAAAUAAAAUGAGUACAGCACCUAAUGAAGAGUUAAAAAGUGGUAAUUCUGAAAAUAAUUUAUCUACUACAAAUACAAUGCAUAAUGAUUCAAUCGUUAAUUCUGGUAGCAAUGACUCACUUGUUAGUCAAAGAACGAAUAAUAUAUCAGAAGAAAGAAUAGAUAAUAAUAAAAAUUUGAUAUCUUAUGACAGUUAUAAGAAUCAAUCAUAUACAGACAAAAUGUUUUCUAGUGAAAUUGAUUUUCCAGUAAAUAAUUCCAAAGAUAAAAAAUUGGAUAAAACAAAAAUAAUUAGCGACACUGAAAUGAGCAGAAGCAAUGAUGAAAAUUCACAAAGUAGUAGAAAUAGAACCGAUAGAGAUUGCAAUGAGGAUAUUGAAUUAAAUUUUGAUAACAGUAAAGAUAAAGAAAAUGAAUUUUUCCUUGAAUUAUCAAACAUGAAAAGAAUUGAAUAUUUACUAAAAGGAUAUGAACAAGACUAUGAAAAAUGCUUUGAAAAUUUCUUAAUAGACAAAAAUAAUUUUGAUAAAAAUCUAAAUUAUAUAUUAGAUAAAUUUAUAGAAUAUAAUCAUUUAUUUUCUAAAAAGGAAAUUAUUAGCGAAGUAGAAAUUUAUUAUAUUUUAUAUAAAAGUAUUAGUGAUAAGAAAAAACAAUAUGAAGUUAUACAUGCAUAUACAUACAACUAUUUAAGUAUAAAAUUUCUAGAAAAAAUAUUAAGCAAUUUAAUAAAUAGUAAAAAAAUGAAUUUAUCUUUGCAAAUUUUAAAUAAAAUAAAAAUAUUAAAAGAAUUCAAAGGAAAGAUUUUUGGAUCUAUAAUUUUGCUAUCAAGAUAUAUUAUAUACUUAUAUGAACAGACUGAAAAAAUUCAUUAUUUAGAAUCUUCUUUUCAAUAUAAUAAAAAUAUGGAAGAUAUGAAGAAGCAAAGUUUACAAAAUUAUGUCCGUUUUCUUACUAAGUCGAGCAAUAUGGAUAAUUAUAAAAUACAUCAAAUCUUAAAUAAUACAAAUUAUGAAGAAAAGAUAAAAUUUUUUUUAAAAUCACCAUCUGAUAUCCAUUAUUCUUUACCAUUUUUAUUUAAAACUGAAAAUAUUAAUUAUCAAGAAAUGCUCAAUACAUAUUUACAUAAUUUAUACAAAUAUUCUACUAUAAAAGCUAUGUCACAUUCACCUAAUUGUUUAGUAUUUUCUAUAAAUAAUCAUGAAUAUAAUAACGUCAUGUUAAAUUUAAAUGAAGACAUCACUAUUGAACAGUUUAAAGGUAUGCUGAAUGAUAUAUUAUAUGAAAUGAAGUCUGAUAUGAUAAAUACUUUGCAUAUAAUAAAUAAAAAUGAAACUUUCUUUAAUUCACUGCAAAACUAUUUAGAUAAUGCUGCCAAAAAAGUUAAUAAUUUAUAUAUAUAUAACUAUUUUGGAAAUAAAUAUGGCGAAAUUCAUAAAAUUGAUAUGAACGUAUAUAAAGAACGAGAAAAAAUACAAGACAACCACGAAACAAGUCCAAUAGAAACUAAUAAAAAUGAUUCUACUAUAAAUAGUAAAAUAUAUUUCCUUCCUUUUGAAGAAGAAAUUCUUACUUCAGAGAAUAUUGCAUCAAAUUUUGAAUUAAACAAUGUAGGACAGGAAGUAUUUAAUAAGACUAAAAUAUUACUAGGAACAUAUAAACAAAAUAAUAAAUACACUUCGUUAUUUGCUCAAAGAAUAAUCGAUAUAAAUGAUUUACAAAAACAAGUUGAUUCCGACAAUGCAAAGGUAUAUGAUGAACGAGGGAAUAAUGAAAUGACCAAAAAUGGAAAAAACAAUAUACUAUUGUCAAAAAAUAUAGAAAAGGGCCAAAUGAACAAUCAAAUGUAUGAUAUAUUUAUGUCUGAAUUAAAAGAAUCUAUAGAAGAUAUAAGCAUUUAUAGAUUAAAUCCAUCAAUUCAGGAUAUUAAAAUUAGUAGCAAUAUAAUAUAUCAUAUAGUAUUGCCUAAUAAUUCAAAUAUAGAAGAUCAUGUAAAUGAAAUUAAAGAAAUUUAUAAAAAUUUUCUCAAUAAAUAUAAUGAACUUUUCAUAGAAAACUAUGUUAAUAAUGUAUAUAUUAAAGUAUAUAAAGAAAUUAAAGAAGAAACAAAUAAUGAAACAAAAUUAGAGCUUAACCAAUUGUUGAAAUUGCAUGUUCUUUUUGAUAAUGAAAAAGAGGUUAUUGAAAAAGUGGAUAAAAUAAAUCCAGUUAUUAUCGAUGCAUUGCACUUAAAACGAAAGAGAGCAAGGGAUGUAGAUACUAUAUAUGCUUAUGAUUUUGUUAAGCUUAUAAACAUAUCAUUAAAUAGGAUAAAUAAUACUUUGAAUGACAAUUUUAAUUAUAUUAAUAGUGUGAAAGAAUUCAAGAUAGAUUAUAGUAGGGAAAACUCCGAAGAAAUAAAUGAUGCAGUAAGUGCGGGAAAGAAAGAAAAAUCUCAACCUAAUAAAAAUGAUAAACAAUCUAAAUGGCUUUUUGAAAAUUUUGGCAAUUUAAGUAGUGAUGAAAUUCGAAUAAAAAAAUCACUUUAUCUAUCAAACUCUUUGGAAAUAGGACAAAAUAAAAUGAGUGUAAUCGGACUGUUAAUGAAUGUAAAGACAGAUGAAUAUAAAGAAGGAAGAGAUAUUGCUUUUAUAAUAAAUGAUAUUACAACCAAUGGAGGUGCAUUUAGUGUUUUAGAAGACGAACUAUUUUAUGGAGUAUCAUGCUAUGCGAGAGAAAAAAAAAUACCACGCAUAUACAUAUCUUGCAAUUCCGGGGCUAAAAUUGGAUUAUAUAAUUAUCUUAUGGAUAAAAUUAAAGUAUGCUGGAAUGAUGAAAAUAAAAAAGAACUUGGAUAUAAGUAUAUAUAUAUAACAGAAGAAAUAAAAGAAACAAUUCCUAAAAAAGAUAUUAUUUAUUUAAGAGAAAUUUAUGAAAAUGGAGAAAAAAGAUAUAUAAUUGAUGCUAUAGUAGGAAAUUUAAAUAAUCAUAUAGGGGUAGAAAAUUUAAGAGGUAGUGGGUUAAUAGCAGGAGAAACCUCAAAGGCUUAUGAUGAGAUUUUUACUCUUUCAUAUGUCACUGGAAGAAGCGUUGGAAUUGGUGCUUAUUUAGUUAGAUUAGGUAAACGAACUAUUCAAAAAAAAGGAUCCUCUCUUUUAUUAACUGGUUUUAAUGCUUUAAAUAAAAUAUUAGGUGAAAAAGUAUAUAUAAGUAAUGAGCAAUUAGGAGGUGUAAAUAUUAUGAUGAAAAAUGGAAUAUCUCAAUUAGAAGCUGAAAAUGACCAGGAUGGAGUAAAUAAAAUUUUCAAAUGGUUAUCAUAUGUUCCUAAAACUAGUGACAGUUAUUUUUAUGCUCUUGGGGAAUCAACAAAAUCAUUUCAUAAUAAAUUUCAAGAAAAUAGCAAAUGUGAUAUUAGCAAAUCUAGAAACUUAAACAAUUCAAUUGGUUCUGAUCAAGAAUCCAAUAAUUAUCCAACGGGAUACACUAAUGAUCGAGGCAUACAAGAGUAUGUAAAAAAGAACAGUUUACACAGCAGUUCAGAUAGUACUACUGUUGAACCAGAAAGUAUCAAAGAAUGUGAUACUUCACUUAUGCACACCAAUGAAAAAAAUGGUGAUGAAGAAUCAGGGAACGAAAUUAGUGACAUCAUUCCAGAUAACUGGAACAAAAUAAAUGAUGUAGAUAUGGAAAAUGUAAAUGAAGCAGAUAUCAUCGAAUUACUAAAAGGGUCAGAUAAAAAACAAGGAUUUUUAGAUAAAAAUAGUUACUUUGAAUAUAUGAAUGAAUGGGGAAAAGGUAUUAUAACUGGAAGAGGAAAAUUAGGAUCAAUACCAAUUGGUUUUAUUGCUGUAAAUAAAAAUUUAGUUACCCAAACGGUUCCAUGUGAUCCAGCAUUGAAAACUAAAGCUAUAAAAACAACAAAUGCCCCAUGUGUUUUUGUGCCUGAUAAUUCGUAUAAAACUGCGCAAUCUAUUGAAGAUUUUAAUAAAGAAAAUCUACCUUUAUUUGUAUUUGCAAAUUGGAGAGGUUUUUCAGGAGGUACUAUGGAUAUGUUUAACAGUAUCUUAAAAUUUGGAUCAAUGAUAGUUAAUCAAUUAGUUAAUUAUAAGCAUCCCGUUUUUGUAUACAUACCUAUUUUUGGAGAACUUAGAGGUGGAUCUUGGGUAGUAGUAGAUGAAACAUUGAACAGCCAAAUAAUAGAAAUGUAUGCAGAUAAUAAUAGUAAAGGUGGAAUAUUAGAACCUCCAGGAUUAGUAGAAGUCAAAUUUAAGUUCGCAGAAAUUAAGAAAUUAAUGAAUAACAGUGAUCCAUAUAUAAUAGAACUAAAUCAGAAGCUCGCGACUCUUCAGAAUGAAGAAGAAAUUUUAAGUGUAAAAAAGGAAAUAGAAAAGAAGGAAAAGGAAAUGCUUCCAUUUUAUUUACAAGUAUGUCAUAAAUAUGCAGAUCUACAUGAUGUAUCCUUAUGUAUGAAGGAGAAAGGUGUUAUUAGAAAAAUUGUUCCAUGGGAAAAAUCUAGAUCCUUUUUCUAUUACCGCUUAUUAAGGAGAUUGAUAUUACAUACAUUAAACAAAAAGUUUGGAGAUUCUUAUGCCAAUUGUGAUGAAAUUAAGGAUAUUAUCAACGGCCUUAAAAAUUCUGAAAGUGAUGACCAAAUUGUAUGCAAAAGCGUUUUAACUGGAAAUGUUUUAAAAAAUAUAAACAAGAUAAAAGAUGAAAUUUUACAUAAAAAAACUUUAGAUGGUAUUUUCAAAGAAUUCCAAAAUUUAUCAAAAACACAAAAAAUGGAACUUUAUAAAAAAAUUAGUUCUUAUGAAUUUUAA